Molecule: messenger RNA, 2067 nt
Organism: Staurois parvus
Lineage: Eukaryota; Metazoa; Chordata; Amphibia; Anura; Ranidae
Source: the annotation of a GenBank genome assembly
AUGCCAUUCUCAUCCCCAUCAUCUACCCACACCACAGGCUGUGCAAACUUUCUGGAGAACCACACAUUGGCUUUCAUACGUCUGAAGGAGGCCGUUCAUCUGGAUUCAGUCAUCGAAGCUCCUCUUCCUAUCAGGUUCAUGUUCAUCCUUCUUGGCCCCAAGAACGCCACCACCAGCUACCAUGAAGUGGGGAGGGCUGUGUCUAGCAUGAUGGCUGAAAGAGUGUUCCGCACAGAGAUGUACCUUGCUGGUGGCCGUGAGGAUCUUCUCCAAUCUCUAGAUGCCUUUUUGGAUUGUUGUAUAGUUCUUCCUCCCACUGACUCAACAAAUGAACAGCUACUGAAGGAUCUGGUACCAGUUCAGCAGAACCUGCUUAGGAAGAGAUACCAGUCGGUGAAAAUUGUGCCAGGUGGACACAAAGAUCUAAAAAAAGAGGAGCCCCAAGAAGACCCCCUGCAGAGAACAGGAAAGCCUUUUGGUGGUCUGGUUCGUGACAUCAAAAGACGUUACCCCAAGUACCUCAGUGACAUACGUGAUGCUCUAAACCCGCAGUGUCUGGCUGCUGUCAUCUUUAUCUACUUUGCUGCCCUCUCCCCUGCCAUCACUUUUGGAGGUUUAAUGGCUCAGAAAACACAGAAAUGGAUGGGUGUCCCAGAGCUGAUGGUGUCUACAGCUAUUCAGGGUAUUCUCUUCUGUCUCCUUGGUGCCCAGCCUCUACUUAUUCUAGGUUUCUCUGGACCUCUUCUGGUGUUUGAGGAAGCUUAUUUUAACUUCUGUGACAGCCAAGGCAUUGAAUACAUUGUGGGUCGUGUGUGGAUUGGAUUGUGGCUGAUUCUGAUUGUCAUCAUUGUUGUGGCCUGCGAAGGAAGCUUCCUGGUGCGCUUCAUUUCCAGAUUCACACAGGAGAUAUUUUCCUUCCUGAUCUCACUCAUUUUCAUCUAUGAGACGUUUGCCAACGUAGCCAAGAUCUUCAUAGCACAUCCUCUCAUACAGUCCUAUAAUGUAUCCGUAGUGUUGUUACCAGACCAUCCCCAACCAAACACAGCUCUGCUCUCUCUCGUUCUCAUGGCUGGAGCCUUCUUUAUUGCCUACUUCCUGCGUCAGUUCAAGAACAGUAGCUUCUUCCCUGGCAAGCUCCGUCGUAUCAUUGGAGACUUUGGUGUCCCUAUUGCCAUUCUUGUCAUGGUGUCAAUUGAUUUCUUUAUUAAGGAUACAUACACAAAGAAACUGUCUCUUCCCAAGGGUCUUAGUGUUUCCCGACCUCAAGAUCGAGACUGGUUCAUCUCACCAUUGGGACUAAACACUACCAUUAAUCCUUUCCCUAUCUGGAUGAUGUUUGCCUCUAUAGUCCCUGCCUUGCUUGUCUUCAUCCUCAUCUUCAUGGAAUCUCAAAUUACCACGCUCAUCGUCAGUAAACCAGAGAGGAAAGCAGUGAAGGGCUCUGGAUUCCACUUGGAUCUCUUGCUGAUUGUGGGAAUGGGUGGUGUAUGUGCCCUCUUUGGAUUACCUUGGCUCAGCGCCACAACAGUGCGUACAGUCAGCCAUGCCAACGCUCUCACCAUCAUGUCAAAAGGAGAAAAGCCUCAGAUAGAGCGUGUUAUCGAACAAAGGGUCAGUGGACUGCUGGUGGCUCUUCUUGUGGGUCUUUCAAUCUUAAUGGAACCAGUUCUGUCCCUCAUCCCAUUGGCCGUUCUUUUUGGUAUCUUCCUGUACAUGGGUGUCACCUCUCUGAGUGGAAUACAGCUGUUUGACCGGAUCUUGCUUACUCUAAAGCCUCCUAAAUAUCACCCAAAGGAGUCCUAUGUCACUAGGGUAAAGACUUGGCGCAUGCACGUCUUCACUCUGAUCCAGAUGAUCUGCCUGGUGGGGCUGUUUGCAGUAAUGUUAACCCCUGCCUCUCUGGCUUUGCCCUUCCUCCUCAUCCUCACCGUGCCACUCCGCAAAUUCCUUCUUCCCAAAAUCUUUAGCAGCCUGGAACUCAAGUGUUUGGACGCUGAUGACGCCUCUGUCAUUUUAGAAGAAGAAAAUGGUCAAGAUGUCUACCACGAAGUUCAAAUGCCUGUUUAA